AUUGAUCCUGUCUUGGCAAAGUGUGAAAAGGGAGACUUGAAGUCCACGAGACCCGGAGAGAACUGGUGGAGAAGACAGCAUCACAAUUGACCUCAUGGAGUCCCAGGCUGCCUCAAAGGGAAUGCUUCCAACCUUUCCUCAGACAGGCCCUACUUCCAUCCCACAGUGGUCAAUGGUACAACCCUAUCAGUGGAAAGCACCCCUGCAGAAAUUCCUGAAAGGGGAGCCCAAGGCAUUGGGGACCGUGCAAAUCAUGAUUGCCCUGAUGAACUUCAGCUUAGGAGUGAUUAUCAUUAUCUUUCCUUGGGAAUCUUAUGGACCAAGUUAUUUUCUAUGGUACACUGGCUAUGUAUUCUGGGGAUCGCCAUUUUUCAUCAUCUCUGGCUCCCUCUCCAUUGCUUCAGAGAAUAGAACCACAAGUACUCUGGUCAAAAGCAGCCUGGCUAUGAAUACUGUCAGCUCAGUGGUGGCUGGACUAGGAAUCACAUUUUACUCAGUCAAUUUGAUAGUUAUUAUUUCAUUCUAUUUUUGUUACCAAGACAAUCCCUUUGGUUCCUGUAAUUUUGCCCAACCUUUAGUGCUGGGAUUUGAUGUGUUCUUGCUGAUCCUAAAUGUUUUAGAAUUUGCUGUCUCACUGACCCUCUCAAUCUUUGGCUGCAAGCCAUUCUGCUGUGUCCAGAGUGGGGUCACCAUCUUCACGGCCCCCCCUACCUGUGUGCCACAGGACCCUGUUGCUGAAGUCUGCAAAGGAGGGACCAUGCUUCAGAACCCAGUUGCUGACACUUCAUUGCCAGGAAGCCAUCCUGGCAAUUUCAUAUAG
Messenger RNA from Trichosurus vulpecula (common brushtail), 820 nucleotides. Its product is annotated as membrane-spanning 4-domains subfamily A member 4A-like. The transcript has 7 exons. Lineage: Eukaryota; Metazoa; Chordata; Mammalia; Diprotodontia; Phalangeridae. Bases 95 to 820 code for a protein of 241 amino acids. Gene Ontology annotation, cellular component: membrane. The record is from RefSeq and is a predicted model, not a curated record.